Sinocyclocheilus anshuiensis is the source of this 3809-nucleotide messenger RNA. RefSeq names its product mitogen-activated protein kinase kinase kinase 9-like. NCBI's taxonomy places the organism in Eukaryota, Metazoa, Chordata, Actinopteri, Cypriniformes, Cyprinidae. The transcript is spliced from 11 exons. Gene Ontology annotation, molecular function: protein binding; ATP binding; JUN kinase kinase kinase activity. The record is from RefSeq and is a predicted model, not a curated record. Gene Ontology annotation, biological process: protein phosphorylation. The coding region runs from base 267 to 3284 and encodes 1005 amino acids.
GGUGAGUGCCGCUGGUUCGGGAGCGGAUGAGGGGUGCGGGACAAUGUUGUAGCCAAUUAAAGCAAAAAGUGCCUUAUGUUCGGGACCGAAAGAUAAUUUAACGAGCCGUAGCGGUCCCUUGUGAGAUGGGCUGCGGGUCUGGAGCUCGUUGAGGCGAGAGGUAGCUCGGAUUAAUUGCUACUUAUGCUGCGGCUUUGCGCCUGGUCUUGAGCUCUGCGGCAGGUGAGGAGCUGAACCGGGCCGGGCCGCCCUUAUGGAUCGGCAGCAUGGAUGCUUUCAGUUUCCCCUUUAACAGCAGCGGCGGCCCGGACAGCAAAGACGGCGAUGAAGCCGCAGAGCCCCGGCCGGAGUUUGGCCCUGCGGCGGUGGCGACCCCGUCCGGAGCCGGUUACUGGACCGCCGUGUUCGAUUACGAAGCUACCGCCGAGGAUGAGCUCAGUCUGCGGAAGGGGGAUCGGGUGGAGGUGUUAUCCAAGGACUCGCUGGUGUCCGGGGAUGAGGGGUGGUGGACAGGUAUAAUCGAGGACCGGGUCGGUAUUUUCCCUAGUAACUACGUGAGCAGUAACGGCAUCUCGGAGAAGAUUCGGGACACGCCGGAAGACUAUGGCGAUUAUUCGGUGCCUCAGUUACAUUUACUUCAGAUAGAUUUCAGUGAGCUGGCGCUGGAGGAAAUGAUCGGCGUCGGAGGUUUUGGAAAAGUGUACCAUGCCAUUUGGAAAGGGAUGGAGGUGGCAGUGAAAGCUGCUCGACGGGACCCCGACGAGGACGUGUCGCAGACGCUGGAGAGCGUUCGUCAGGAGGCCAAGCUCUUUGCCAUGCUGAGUCACCCCAACAUCAUGGGCCUUCUGGGAGUGUGCCUGCAGGAGCCCAACCUCUGCCUGGUGAUGGAAUAUGCCCGUGGUGGGCCACUCAACCGGGCCCUGGCUGGGAAACGCAUCCCUCCUCACACGCUGGUGGACUGGGCGGUACAGAUUGCAAGAGCCAUGUUGUACCUGCACUGCCAGGCCAUUGUACCCGUCAUCCACAGAGACCUGAAGUCCAGCAACAUCCUGAUUCUGGAACGCGUGGAGAACGACGAUCUGAGCAACAAGACUCUAAAGGUGACAGAUUUUGGUUUGGCUCGGGAGUGGCAUCGAACCACGAAGAUGAGCGCAGCGGGGACGUACGCCUGGAUGGCCCCUGAGGUCAUCCGCUCCUCGACCUUCUCCAAGGGCAGUGAUGUUUGGAGUUAUGGAGUUUUACUGUGGGAGCUGUUGACGGGAGAGGUGCCAUUUCGUGGCAUAGAUGGACUGGCGGUAGCUUAUGGUGUGGCCAUGAACAAACUGUCCCUGCCGAUCCCCUCCACCUGUCCUGAGCCAUUUGCCCGGCUGAUGGAAGACUGUUGGAAUGUGGACCCUCAUGCACGACCCCCCUUCACCAGUAUACUAGACCAGCUGACGGCUAUCGAGGAGUCAGGCUUCUUUGAAAUGCCGGCAGAAUCCUUCCAAUCCCUGCAGGAUGACUGGAAGCUGGAGGUUCAGGAGAUGUUCGAUCAGCUCAGAGCCAAAGAGAAGGAGUUGAGAUCCUGGGAGGAGGAACUGAGUCGUGCAGCUGUACAGCAGAAGUAUCAGGAAGAGGCUUUGCGGCGGCGGGAGCAGGAAUUGGCGGAGAGAGAAAUUCACAUUCUGGAGCGAGAGCUAAAUGUCAUCAUUCACCAGCUGUACCAGGAGAAACCACGAGUUCAAAACCGUCAUGGAAAGUUUCGGCGCAGUCGACUUAAACUGCGUGAUGGGAACCGCAUCAGCCUGCCUUCUGAUUUCCAGCAUAAGAUUACAGUUCAAGCUUCUCCGUCUUUGGACAGAAGGCGGAGCCUCCUGGGCAGUAACUCCACCCCUCCAAACAGCCCCCCUGUUUUGCCACGCCUCCGAGCGAUCCAGUUGACCCCAGGGGUCGGAUGUCAAGCCUGGGGUCGUAAUGCUGCAUUCCAGUAUGAUGAAGAUGAGGAGAGGAAGACUUCACGCAAGAAAGGGAGAACACAAAGGGAACACAGUGCUGAUGAGAGUUUGAGGACUCCUAAAGAGGGCAGUCGUCAGCGUUCCUGCAGUGCUCCAAACCUGCGACGUUCCCCCAGACACAGUCCUGCUGUUCCUGGCGUGUGCAGCCUGGCAGAGACUGAAAAUGAGGACUGCUGCUUCCCAUCGGAGUCAGCUGACUCCCCUGGCCAAUCAUACCUCUGCAUCCCGUUCCACAGGGAUGGAUCCGCUACGGACAGUUACGGCAUGGAGUGCAGCACGACUGGAAUGGCUUCUGACGUUUCCCCCAGUUAUACACGGCGGAGCCCCAGUGGAAGCCGUAGAUCAGAACUGGUGUUGCUGGGCUGCGGGGCUGUUCUGGCUGCUGUGGGUUUAGGUCAAAAUCUAUUGGACCUGGUGCGUGUGGAAGAGACUGUACGUCCGCGAUGGGAAGGGCUGUUUCACCGUAGUGGGGGUCCAAGUCGUGGCGCCAGCCCACCCACAUGCAAACUCUUCAAACGGGAAAGCCCCCGUCGCCCUCCCCCUCUGCCCAUGUCCCUCACACUCCUGUCUCUUUCAUCUGUGUCUGAUUGUAACUCAACCCGAUCUCUUCUGCGCUCAGACAGUGAAGAGCUGCUCGUGCUACGCCCACCUAUGCCCCCUGCUCCGCCCCCUGGACAGACCCCGCCUCCUCUGAACCCACUGGUCAACACCCACCUGGAGAGCUUUAAACGGCACCCUCGACAGUCUCUGACGCCCACACACGUGCCCUCUGCGCCCAGUGCCGCCUGCAGGCUUCAUCGCACACCUUCAGAUGGUGCAAUAAAGAUGGGGUGCCUGUCUGCCCAUAGCAACCACAGUCCUGCCCCUACCACACCCUCCAAAACAACAGUGACUCCGUGGACCUUAAGUGAGGACCCCUCAGAGGUGCCCCGUCUUCCCGAUCCAAAUCUCAUCUUCCCACCUACGCCACGUCGACGCUUCCAACCUGAGCGUCCCAAGACUCUGGACUUCCUGGCUAGGCCCCGCCCCUGUCCACGAGCUCGCUGUGGAUCCCAGUGGGGCGAAUCUCCUGCCCACACGUCCAGCACUGAAACCCCAUCCACUGUGGAGUUUGGAGGAGGUGUGGCUGUCUUGCCCACUCCAAUGGAACCACCAACCCCCUGUUCCCCUUGGGUAAAUGACAGCCUUUUGGACCAACGGGAUGAAGGACAAUACAGGGAUGGGACACGGCCUCUCUCGUCAGAUCCCAGAGACUCACCUUACAGAGUACGACCAGGGUUUUGCUCCUGAUUUCACCUUCACAAAUUUAGACCCACUUGGUUUCAGAUGUAGCACUUAGACUAUCAAGUCAAUGCAAGGGGAGUUCUGGAUACCCUGGAGAAAAAAAACUGCUUAAACCAGAGUAAGAUGGUUAGCUUAUCUUAGCAAACGUAAGGUUUAAGCUGGUUUUAGCUGGUUUAAGCCUGGUCAAGCUAGCUGGGUGGUCAACUUGUCGCCCAAGUGCCCAAAACCCCUCUUAAACCAGCUAAUAGACCAACUUGACUGGACUAGAAGACCAACUAAGACCAGCAAACCAACUUGGUCUGGUUUGAAAUGUUUUUUUUUUUCAGUAUAUGUAUUCACAAUAUUAAGAACUGAUUGUAGUGAUAAGGAUUAAUUACCCAGCAUAAACCAAAGGUGCUUGGUUUUUGCAUAAUCCAGAUGCAGUUAUGGUCUAAUCUAUGUCCAAUUCAAUAUUACAGAUUUUCAACACAUAUAUACACUCCUCAUUUUCUUCCUCGAUAUUUUGCCUUGUUUUCCAGUACAAAUAUCGAA